Messenger RNA from Morone saxatilis (striped sea-bass), 2135 nucleotides. RefSeq names its product EMILIN-1-like. NCBI's taxonomy places the organism in Eukaryota, Metazoa, Chordata, Actinopteri, Moronidae. The coding region runs from base 777 to 2120 and encodes 447 amino acids. The record is from RefSeq and is a predicted model, not a curated record. The transcript has 8 exons. Gene Ontology annotation, molecular function: protein binding.
CACGCCCUUUAACAAAAACUCACCACAAUCAUGAAAUAUCAUCAACAACAUGUUUUGCAUUUCCUGACUAAAUUUCAGCUGGAUCUGAUCAUCCUGCUAGGAGUAGAACAUGGAAGUAUAAAAAAUUACAUUUCCUUUCACCACUAGGUGGCGCUCUCACUAUUACUGAAUAUUAUCACAUAGACAUGUUCAGGGCAGGACUCUUAUCAAACAUGUAAAGUUUUAUUGAGAUCGGAUCAUGUACGCAGUUAAGUUAUGACAAAUCCUUCUUUCAUGGCAAAGGAUCGAAAUUGGAUGCCACGCCACGGUCACACUUUUUGACAGUAUGCCGUAAAUAGAACAACUUUUAAUCGUGAAUGUCUUUAGAUGGCUGUGUCUAAAUCUGAAGUUGAUCUGAUAAAUUCCCCAGGAGGAGUUUGUUCAAAUACAACGUGUGCAAAUCAGCAAAAAUGACCAUGAAAUCCAAAACGGCCGACUUCCUGUUUAGCGUCCAAGAGGCUUUUCUGCUUGUCCCAUCAUGAUACACAUGCAUACCAAUUUUCUUAUAUGUCGGUCAUACGUGUCUGGGGGGCAGGGCUUAACCAUUUGGCGGUGCCUGUGCAUGGGUACAAUUGCAUAUGUGAAUUUCCUUUUUUUUGCAAAUUUCCCUGACUUUUCAAGCAUGUUGUGGCUGUUAAAUAUGCAGCCGAAGUGGCAGAAAAAUAAUAAUUCCUUCUAUUACAAAAGAAUAUAAUAUAGUAUAUAAACUAAUAAUAAUAAUACAUUAAAGUUUCGAUAUGAUCAUUAUGACUAUUAACAUCAUCUCUGAGGUUGUGGACCUGAGCCAUGACGUCCGUAAGAUCAAGGCUUUGACCGGUGAUCACGGAGAACACUUUAACCGGAUUGUGACGGAGGUAGAGCUGCUGGGGCAGGACUGUGAGCUGUGCAGGAAGGUCGAGGAUGAGGUCCAGAGACUGAAGAAUCACUCCCAGGAUGCACUAGGACGCAUGCAGAGUCUCAUCAACAGACUUCAGAUCAGACUGGACUCAGGAAGAGAAGGCUGCUUCCAGAUGUGUUCACACCUGGAGAACGAAAUCCGCCUGCUGCAAGACGAAGUCAUGAAGUGCACUGGCCAAUGUAAGAGCAGCCCGGACAUGCCCACAGGUGGUGGUUCUGGUAGCACCAGUGGCACUGGUGGUACCAGUGGACGUGGACCUGGGUUGGAUGCCGAGAAGCCUUUAGAUGGCCACAGUGUGAUCGGAGGCUCCAUCAAUAACAAUCAGCUGAAGACGAUGCAGGGCGAACUGUCGGAGGUCAUCCUCACCUUCAGCUCCAUCAACGACACCCUGAAGGGGCUCGAACACACGGUGCAGAAACAUGGAAGUGUCAUUACAGACCUUGGAAACACCAAAGAUAAGAUCAUCUCUGAGCUGGACAAAAUCCAGCAGGAGGUAACGGAGCACAUCGAGGACAGCCGCGACCGUCUGGAUGGGAUGGACCGGGAUGUCCGGCGGUUUGAGAGCAUGCUGCUGGUGGAGGUGGGAGACUGUAGGAAGUCUGGAGACGGGCUGGAGAAGAGGCUGUCAAAGCUGGAGGGAGUCUGUGGAAGGCUGGACGGUGUCUCCAAUUCCAUCCUCAAGAUCAAGGAAGGACUGAACCGACACGUGUCAAGUUUGUGGACAUGUGUUUCUGGUCUGAAUGACUCGGUCAUCCAUCACGGAGGAAUCAUGGACUUUAUUCAGAAGAACCAGGAUGAUGUCUACAGCAGGAUGAAGAACCUGAACUCGAGUCUGAACCAGGUCCUUAAAGACCUCCAGAGUUUCUCUGAGCCCAACCUGACUGGCCCCAUGCUGCUCAACAGAGGCCUGCCUGGACCGCCAGGACCCCCAGGAGAAAGGGGGCAGCAAGGUCUCAGAGGACCUCUUGGCCCUCCUGGACGACAAGGUGAAAGUGGUUUACGAGGUCUGCCCGGUCCCAAAGGUGAACCAGGUCUGCCUGGUGUUGAUGCUCAUGUACCCAGACUGUCAUUCUCUGCUGCUCUCACUGUUCCCAUGGAGAGAGCUGGAACCAUCAUCUUUGACAAGAUCUUUGUCAAUGAAGGAGACUUCUAUGACCCAAGAACAGGUAAAUAUGAGGGUUAGUGACUGAACACCGAA